AUAGGUUGCUACUGCGACAGUUCCAGCUCUCGUCACCGUCCGACUGUCCAGGAUGCCGCCCUUCAGAGAUGAGCAUAUCUUGAUAAUUGCGCCAGGCUCGCAAGUGACCCUGGCGCAACUGGGUCUCCCAGAGUCAUUCACCCCUGCCCGCUUUCGCUUCCCUACGCGCAUGUUUCCCGCCGAAAAGAAGGGUGAAUACGAACCGUACAAGAUCCGCGAACGACGACAGGAAGUCCCCGUCAGCAAUGGCAAUGGCACUGACGCGCCCAAGGAGGACGUGGAGAUGAAAGAUGCGGAGACGGCACAGCAAGACGGAACCGUGAAGACCGAGAAUGACCCCUCCGAACAGCCCGAAGAUGCACAGAAGACCGAGGGCCAGGAUGCCAAUGGAGAAGAGAAACAGGGAACGACAACCGAGAUCUUCUACGAAGAGGACGUGACCUCCGAUGAGGGCGCUGUCUAUCCAAUUCAGAAUGGUCGCAUUGUCGACUGGCCCUGUUUCUUCGCUCUUCUGACUCACGUUCACAACACAUUGAGUCCGCCAUUUCACACCCCGAUCAUGCUUAUUUCCGAACCGGCAUGGUCCGCCCGCGAUCGGGAGACCAUCACACAGUUUGUCUUUGAGAAGUUCAAGACGCCUGCCUUCUGCCUUAUGGACUCCGCUCUCGCUGUAUGCUACGGAUACGGUACCUCGACGGCUACGGUGGUCGACGUCGGCAAAGGAAAGGUUAACGUCACGGCUGUCACUGAUUUCCUUGUCAACGAACAUGGAAGAGGUAUCGCGCUGGAAGGCUGCGGUGGUGACUACAUGACAGAUAGAAUUGUGGAGCUUUUGGGCCCGAAGGGGUUCACAAGGGAGAUGUGCGAACAGUUGAAACGCAGCAAUAUCACUGAGCUUUUGCCCCCGGGCACACCCCUUCCUGGUGCCGCUGCAACCGCGAGACAAGGCGCUAAUCCAGCCGCUUCGGCAUCCACUGGGACCAAGGACGGCAAUGCGCCAAAUGAGAACAUCCCCCGCGGUCCGGGUGAAGGCACCCAGACCGGUGGUGAAGGCAACGGCGAAGCAGACGAAGAUGAGGGAGUUUUGGAUGUCGCAGCCAUUGUCAGUGGCAACACGAGUGAGUUCCUCGCCAAUCGGGAGAAAGAGAAGGCCGAAAAGGCCUCGACCAAGAAGGGCGCGACAGAUCAAUCCGGCAAGCCUCUACGUCUCCCCAACUCCAAGAAAGAGAAGGCUUCGUUCCAAUUUGAGGAGUACGUGAGGAUAGAACCUGAGAAGGAUACGCCAAAUGGACCCGGGCGUUAUAUGCGUCAGUCUCGCGAGAUCGAGGUCGGUGUUGAACGCUUCCUCGCCGCAACUCCCAAGCAGAAUUCUGGAGACCGUCUCACCAGCGGUCUGCUUGAGGAUAUUGCGACUCAGAUCCACCACACCAUCCUUGCGGUGCCUGAUGCGACUAAGCGCAGUGAACUCUGGGAUUCGCUUAUCGUAGUCGGCAAUGGCAGCAAAGUCAAGGGCUUCACACAAUCCCUGCUCGGCACCAUCACACAGAAGUACAUUCUCUCCCCAUCCGCCACCAUGUUCACCUCCGAAAUUCCCUCCAACUUCUCUACUCCCCUUCCCACCGGAGGAACCAACACUCCGGUACCUUCCGGCCAGGCUGGUCCGAUGAAUCACCCUGCGGGUCACGGUGUGAAUCCACUGCUUGUCGCAGCCACUCAUGCCAACAACCCCAUGCCCGGCACUCCCUCCAUGGACCCUGCCAUGUCGCAUCACCGCUCCACGGGACAUUCUCAAACCCCCACAUCGGUCAAGACACUCAGACCCCCGGAAUAUUUCCCCGAAUGGAAGGAGCAAAGCAACACCAAUGCCCCUGGCGCUGCUACCACGGGUGGGCCUGGUGCCCCAAGCGGUGGCCACGGCAUGGAGGAGGCCGUGUUCCUCGGCGCACAGGUUGCAUCAAAGGUUGUCUUCGUAAUCGACCAAGGCGUCAGCAAGGGAUUCAUGAGCCGGGUGGAGUACAACGAGAAUGGCCCUUCUGCGAUCCAUGAAUACACCAUGUGAUCACCUUUAAUGAUUGGCUUACGUGCCUGGGGAUUGAUGUGCGUGUUUGUUGACAUAUGAAAGCGGAAUCCUUAAUUACGGACCUGGUUCUGGUUCCUUUUGAUGCUUCCAAUUUACGGUUAAUUAUUUUUGUCUAACUUCUUUUCCUCGUGGAUAUUGUAUUCUACGUGAUGGCGUCUUUCACUAGAAAAGCAAGUCUGACUCGGAUGCUAGGAUAGGUGGAGUCUGGUCGGAUUAGUACUUUGAAUAGUAUCUCGUUCAAUGAACUGAUGUAGUUGCUUUGGGU
Aspergillus welwitschiae is the source of this 2345-nucleotide messenger RNA. Its product is annotated as putative chromatin remodeling complex subunit (Arp9). The record is from RefSeq and is a predicted model, not a curated record. The transcript has 3 exons. The coding region runs from base 53 to 2059 and encodes 668 amino acids. Lineage: Eukaryota; Fungi; Ascomycota; Eurotiomycetes; Eurotiales; Aspergillaceae.